Molecule: messenger RNA, 1098 nt
Organism: Stegostoma tigrinum
Lineage: Eukaryota; Metazoa; Chordata; Chondrichthyes; Orectolobiformes; Stegostomatidae
Product: protein DVR-1
Exons: 2
Coding region: 1-1098 (365 amino acids)
Biological process (GO): SMAD protein signal transduction; BMP signaling pathway
Cellular component (GO): extracellular region
Molecular function (GO): cytokine activity; growth factor activity
Source: RefSeq, a predicted model, not a curated record
AUGGUUGCAUUUGGCUGGCUCCCUCUCUGUUUCACUGUGAUGUUCCUUUGCCCAGUCAGUUUGGGGGAGCUGCUGUUGGAGCCCCUGGCUCGGGAGAAGGCUUUUCUAAAAGCGUUGGGUUUACAGAACAGGCCCCGGCCCUCUGAGCCCAGGCCUGUGCCAGCUCGGUUCUGGAAAAUGUACCACAGGAGGUCCAGGCCCCUCGCCCACCAGGACGACCAGGCGGGAGCUGACCCGUGCCGAGUGGAUGAGCUGGGGGUGGAUGGAGACACAGUCCGUCAUCUUCCUGAUCUGGGGGGCCCAAUCUCUGGCCUGGGAUCCCAGCCGUGGCUGUGCUCUCGGAGAAGACUCUACUUCAACCUGUCGGUGCUGCAAGAGGCGGAGGAGCUGACGUUGGCCCAGCUGGAGCUGAGUCUCCCGGGAGGGCCGUACCCACUCCCUGGGACAGCAGGGGAAACCUGCACCCUGUCCCUCUGGAAGGUGGGAGUGACUCCCCACUCCAGGCCGAGCCUCAUCUCCUCACAGUCCUUCCAGAACCUUCACGUCUCCCUCAACUUCGACCUGACCACCAGCUCCAGGGCCUGGAGGCAGCGCAGCGGUAACCCGGGUGCCAUCCUGGAGGUGGGCAGCCCCACGACGGGAGGCCGGCAGGUAGCGGGCUCGGCCUGUGCCCCCCUCGGCCUGGCCCUGCGCGCCUCUCUGCUGGUGGUGAGCCUGAACCGGGAGAGAUGCCGGACGUCAAGGAGGAAGAGGAGCUCCUUCCACCUGCCUCCGGCCUUCAGCCGAGUCUGCAAACGCAGGAGGCUCCACAUCCAGUUCAGGGACGUGGGCUGGCAGCACUGGAUCAUCGCGCCCCAGGGCUACAUGGCUAACUAUUGCCACGGGGAGUGCCCUUACCCACUCAGCGAGAGCCUGAAUGGCACCAACCACGCCAUUCUGCAAACUCUGGUGCAUGCCACUGACCCUGAGGACACUCCCCAACCCUGCUGUGUACCCAUUAAACUCUCCCCGAUCUCCAUGCUCUAUUAUGAUAACAAUGACAAUGUUGUCCUGAGACAUUACGAUGAAAUGGUGGUGGAUGAGUGCGGUUGUCGAUGA